UAUUUGGACCGCGUUGAGAAUCGGAGGCGCAGUUCAUUAGCGCCCAAUGACGUAUCAGCCUGCGACGGUGAGCUGAAGGACCCGCGGUGUGACCACGCACGAGCCAAACUCACCGUAACAUCAGAGGCAGAGAUGUUUGGUCUUUUCGCAGUAAACUGCGUGUUAUUUGUGUGAAGCAGCGCCAUUUUUUCAUUAAACCGAACAGGUACAGUACUGACGCUCCUGUUCGUCACACAGAGAUGUCGAGUUUUGGUGGUGAUCCAAACUUCUGCUCAGAAUGUGGGAAUGUUCUCCCUCUUCCUGGACUACAGGACACAGUGCGCUGCCCCCGCUGCUCCUUCUGCAUCCCUGUAGCAGAGUUCUCAGGCCAGGAGAUCCGCUCUACGGUCAUAUUCAACCCAGAGAAGCAAUCGUCAGUGGCUCUGGAGGACGAGGAGGGGUCUGAGCUGAAGGGACCUGUGAUUGACAGACGCUGCUCUCGAUGCAAUAAAGAGGGCAUGGUUUACCACACCAGGCAGAUGAGAUCUGCAGAUGAAGGACAGACUGUCUUCUUCACCUGUAUACACUGCAGGUAUCAAGAGAAGGAGGACUCCUGAGAAGAAGUCCAACUCCCCCUCUCCAUUCGUCUCCAUGCUUCUGUGCUCAUGUCUACCAGUGUUGGCGUCAGAUGGUUGGAGGCUCUCCCAGCACAUAGAUUUACAAUCACUGGGCCCUUCACCUUUGGUUUAUCUAAUGACUCUGUGCACUUCAGAGUAUCUCACUUCCUGUUCUUGAAUAAUUAGUUUUCACACCUUGAAAACAUAGGAUUAACGCAGGGUCUACAUGCUUACUGGACAUGUAGUUGGUGAGAGCUGGGUGAGCGAUCCAGCAAACCAAAAGGAGCUGAAAAAGAAUGUGUAGCAUUUGUUCUGGGCACUAGAUGCCCUCCCAGUGGCACACAGCAAUGUUUUUUGAUAAACCAUGUCACAGAUUUUUAGAGAAGAAGUCUGAUGUGGAGCAUGUCAAAUCCACACACUUUAUCAACAUUUUAAGAUUCAUAUAUUACCAUUUCUAUCGCCUGUAAUUUUUCAUCCUAAAACUAUCAGUAUUUUCUGAAUAAAGUGUGUUUAAUGGAUGAAUGGCAUGAUUGAGUGAGCCGUAAGUCUUAAUGUAUUAACUGGGGGGAAAAAAUGGGAGUAA
Molecule: messenger RNA, 1179 nt
Organism: Anoplopoma fimbria (sablefish)
Lineage: Eukaryota; Metazoa; Chordata; Actinopteri; Perciformes; Anoplopomatidae
Gene: polr1h
Product: RNA polymerase I subunit H
Exons: 5
Coding region: 240-596 (118 amino acids)
Biological process (GO): DNA-templated transcription; termination of RNA polymerase I transcription
Cellular component (GO): RNA polymerase I complex
Molecular function (GO): DNA-directed RNA polymerase activity; zinc ion binding; nucleic acid binding
Source: RefSeq, a predicted model, not a curated record